CUCAUUCUUCAAGGUCACAAAACCAGGUUGAUGCUGCAUCUUUGUCAGAGCCAGAAAGGCCUUUGAAACUUUGGAUUACUGCCUCUCCUUGCUCAGAGCCCUCUCCUUUCUGCCUCAUUGUUUCUGGAGGCCACCGUGCAGCGUCCCCUCGCCUCCAAUGGCGUUCAAGGCGAAAGGGUUCUUCAAGGGCAUCAAGGUCAUCUCCCGGAUGUUUGCGGCGAAGGAGCACGAGAUGGAGAUCGGUUAUCCGACGGACGUGAAGCACGUAGCGCACAUCGGCUGGGAUAGCGCGGCGGGCAAUGCAUCUCCGAGCUGGAUGAACAACAUCAUGGCUGCCCCCGACAUCUCGUCGCUGGGCAACUUCGCAGCAUCAACAGGGACCUCCUGGGCUUCUCAAGAUUUCGACCCGCAGCCAUUGGGCACACCGGCUUUCGGCGCGGUUGCAGAGAGCACCGGCCGGCAGGACACGGCUACGUGCCCGGACGUUCCAAAGCCGCCGAGGAAGGCGAGGGGGAAGAAGCCGGAGGACGGUUCACCGGCGGCGCCGCCGACGUCCACGGACGAGUUGGCGCCGCCACCGCCAGCAGCCGCCGAGGCUGAGGCUGCCGUCGGCGUUGCUGCAGAUGGCACGCAAUGAUCCAAAACCGUGUUCCGGUCUUCCGUGUUGUUGUGUUUGUGUAGGAAAUGGUACAACGACUGUUUGUCUCGACUUUGUUUUACUGGGAUUGGAUUGCAGAUGAAAAUGGAAUGAAUGCAACGGAAUGGAGUGUCACAAACUGUUUCCCCCGGAACUGGGCAUUUUAUCGUUUC
This is a messenger RNA of Setaria italica (foxtail millet), 810 nucleotides long. RefSeq names its product CRIB domain-containing protein RIC10. NCBI's taxonomy places the organism in Eukaryota, Viridiplantae, Streptophyta, Magnoliopsida, Poales, Poaceae. The record is from RefSeq and is a predicted model, not a curated record. Bases 158 to 637 code for a protein of 159 amino acids. The transcript has 4 exons.